Messenger RNA from Silurus meridionalis, 2364 nucleotides. RefSeq names its product opsin 6, group member a (gene opn6a). Gene Ontology annotation, biological process: G protein-coupled receptor signaling pathway. Gene Ontology annotation, cellular component: membrane. Gene Ontology annotation, molecular function: G protein-coupled receptor activity. Bases 164 to 1420 code for a protein of 418 amino acids. NCBI's taxonomy places the organism in Eukaryota, Metazoa, Chordata, Actinopteri, Siluriformes, Siluridae. The transcript has 7 exons. The record is from RefSeq and is a predicted model, not a curated record.
GAGAGAGAGAGAGAGAGAGAGAGAGAGAGAGAGAGAGAGAGAGAGCAAGAAGGUGAAUCUGCUGACAUUAUCUUCUGGCUUGGUGUCAAACCGCACACUACUGCAGCAGCAGGGAGUUUGCUGGCUUUUAACCUGAAGCACUGAAGCCUGAGGAGCUUUAACCAUGUCCUCUACCCGAGCUCUGGAGGCAGUGAACAUCCCGUGGAGGAACAAUAACUUCAGCCUGCUGAGUAAAGAUGCACCGCUGUCUGACCAGGGCGACACAAUCAUCGGGGUUUACCUGCUGCUGCUUGGCUGGCUGUCAUGGUUUGGAAACAGUAUAGUGAUCUUUGUCUUGUUCAAGCAGAGGGCGACUCUUCAAUCCACAGAUUACCUAACACUUAACCUGGCGAUAUCAGACGCCAGCAUCUCAGUGUUCGGAUACUCCCGCGGCAUCCUCGAGAUCUUUAAUGUGUUCCAGGAUAACGGCUACAUCAUCACUUCAGUGUGGACCUGUCAGGUGGAUGGCUUCUUUACUCUCCUCUUUGGCCUUGGCAGCAUUACCACACUAAGUGCAAUCAGUGUCACCCGAUACAUAAAGGGAUGUCACCCAAACAAAGCUCACUGUAUCACAAACACCACUGUAGGCCUGAGUAUCAUGUUCAUAUGGAUUUCAGCUGUAUUCUGGUCUACAGCUCCACUGCUGGGAUGGGGAAGUUACACAGAUCGUGGGUAUGGUACCUGUGAGAUUGACUGGGCAAAAGCAAAUCACUCCACCAUCCACAAAUCUUACAUCAUCACCAUCCUGAUCCUCUGUUUCUUUGUUCCUGUCUUAAUUAUGCUGUUCUGCUACAUGUCCAUAAUCAACACUGUGAAGAAGGGCAAUGCUAUGUCAGCAGAUAGAGGCUUGACUGACCAUCAAAGAAAGAUUGAGAGAGAUGUCACCAUAGUUUCAAUAGUCAUCUGCACAGCGUUCGUCCUGGCUUGGUCUCCAUAUGCCGUAGUGUCAAUUUGGUCAGCCUGUGGCUUCCAUGUACCCAGUCUGACAAGCAUCUUCACUCGGCUCUUUGCCAAGUCUGCAAGCUUUUACAACCCACUCAUCUACUUUGGGCUCAGCUCCAAAUUUCGUAAAGAUGUUGCUGUGCUGCUGCCCUGCACCCAGAAUCGCAAUGAUGCAGUCAAACUCAAACGUUACACACAUAUGAAGGCCAAAGGAAACGAACAUCACAGGUACAGAGCUGAGGAAAAGGAUGUGUGUUUUCCUGUUUACCAACAGGCCAAGGAUAAGCCCCAUGUAGGAGGAGGGCUUGGUAACACUGUACCCGCCCCUGACUCCGGUGUAUGCGGCCACUCCCACACUCCUCCACUCAACAAGCAGGUGCAUUUCAUUCAAUUGCCCCAAACAUCUGAAUCCCCAGAUUAUGAGUCUGACAGACUGUAGAAUGCAGUAAAUCAAUCUGUAAAUAUUCUUUCAAACAAACAAACUUGAGUAGAACUGAAAGGCUAUUUUUGUAUAAAUAUGUACUGAAUGCAAUAAAAUGAAAAGUUUUGAAGAUGUUUCUUUUAACCUUCUCAUCCAUAUGUACCUAUACACUGUAUACCCACAAUGCAAUCUAAUCACCUGUGGAUAGUGGUGCCAGUGGGAAGCCUUCGCUUCAGCUUUACCUGAAGAAAGUGAUGCAGCAGAGCUUUAUUCCUCAAAUCCCAUUUCUCACCUUCUUCUCUGUACUUUUAUCAUUAUCCAUAGUCUACAACAACAGGCUAGUCUUCUAAUUUGUAGAAUACAAAAGCCAAUAUUUCUCAGUAUGUGAUACACUGCAGUUUGGACAUUUGAGCAGUUAUACUACGCCAAUACUGCAUUUCCAUUUCACUGAUUUUACUAGAAAACCUAGAGUGAGAAGGGGGGGUGUCAUGUUUUUACACUUAUUAUUGGUUCCAAUCAGCCACUGCGAUCCCCGGUCAGGGAACCAACUCCAGCCACUCUUAGUGAUGGUCCCAAGCCCGGAUAAAUGGGGAGGGUUGCGUUAGGAAGAGCAUCCAGCAUAAAAACAUGUGCCAAAUCAAACAUGCGGAUGAUCCGCUGCGGCGACCCCUAAUGGGAGAAGCUGAAAGAAAGUUUAUUGGUUCCAAUCAGCAACAACCUACAGAGGUGACAUUCACUGCUUUUGCACAGUCUGUUGGCUAACCACAGCUCAGAACAUUUUUCUGCUAGAAGUUAGCCAUUAAAGGAUUAAAGUAAUUUUCAACUGCAUAUUGUUUGGAAUUUUGUCUGUAUAUAGGGAAAUGAACUUAAAAUAGACAGAGUACUGCUGACGAUGCUAAGCUGGUUAAACAGCAAAUCAAAUUUUAAGAUGGUUGACAGUGUGGACACAGUUACAACUGUGU